Sycon ciliatum is the source of this 1002-nucleotide messenger RNA. Its product is annotated as dynein intermediate chain 2, ciliary-like. Gene Ontology annotation, cellular component: outer dynein arm. The coding region runs from base 1 to 1002 and encodes 333 amino acids. The record is from RefSeq and is a predicted model, not a curated record. Gene Ontology annotation, molecular function: dynein light chain binding; dynein heavy chain binding. The transcript has a single exon. Gene Ontology annotation, biological process: cilium movement; outer dynein arm assembly. NCBI's taxonomy places the organism in Eukaryota, Metazoa, Porifera, Calcarea, Leucosolenida, Sycettidae.
AUGGCUUUGUUGUGGAGCGUCACACAGUGGGAGAUCUACGAUGCGUACACCGAGGAGCUGGAGCGGCAAAAGCGCGAGAAGGAGGCCAAGGAGAAGAAGAAGGGUGGCCGCGACGAGACGGCAAAGCGUCGGGGAAACGACGAGCUGGGUAUGACGUCAUCGUCGAUGGGACCGGAGGAUUACCGGCCGGUGGCCAGAGCGGCAAAAAUCAUCGAACGCAUGAUCAACCAGAACACGUACGAUGGCAUGGGGCAAGAUUUCAAGUACUACGAGGACCCUGUGGACGAUUCAUGCAAACUCAUCGGUACUCUGAUGCCGAUGUGGAAAUUCGCCUAUGAUGGCGCCAAGAAGAUGACCGUCACCACCAUCGCCAACAACGAGCGCUACCCAGACCUCUUUGCCGUCGGCUACGGCUCGUUCAGCUUCGAGAAGCCAGGCAAGUUCGGCCUGGUCUGCUUUCACACGCUGAAGAACCCGUCGUUUCCCGAGUACGUGUUCUGCCUGGGCAGCGGCAUCAUGUCUCUGGACAUUCACCCGGAGCUGUGCCACUUUGUGGCGGUGGGCCUGUACGACGGAAGCGUGGCCGUCCUGGACGUGCGUCGUCCGGCCAGCGAGCAGCCCGUAUUCCAGUCAGCCGUCAAAGAUAAGCACAUGGACCCGGUUUGGCAGGUGCGCUGGCAAAAGGAGGACUCCGAGGAACGUCUCAACUUCUUCAGCGUGUCGUCGGACGGCCACGUCGCCUGCUGGACCAUAAUCCGCAUGCAGCUCGAGCGGCAGGAGAUCGUCACCGUUCGCCUGCUCAACAAGCCGCAGCCAACGCCCAAGAAGGGUGCUGAAGUCAAGGUGUUCAACGACCUGGCACGGGCGACUUGCUUCGACUUCAGUCCGGUCGUGGACAACAUCUAUCUGGUCGGAACUGAAGAAGGCAUCGUCCGCAAGUGCUCCAAGACCUACAGCACCACGUUCCUGCACUCGUUUCAAGCCCACAGCAACGCCAUCUAA